Molecule: messenger RNA, 1053 nt
Organism: Pieris macdunnoughi
Lineage: Eukaryota; Metazoa; Arthropoda; Insecta; Lepidoptera; Pieridae
Source: the annotation of a GenBank genome assembly
AUGGAAGUAGAUUUCUUAUUUAGUUUAGUAAAACUUUCUAUUGAGUCUGAAAUCCCAGAAUCUUUAAAAGAUCUUGUUUAUGCUGUGGCAAGUAAGCUAUGUUACAUAUUUAGGAUAGAUAAGAGAAAAGAGUUGAAUUACCUCUUUGUAAAUAUUAUUUUCAAUAAGGAGUGGUUUACAGCGGAAAGACGUUUCAAUCUUGUGUCACUGACUGAAGCAGAUGGUUUCUCUAAGGCACUGACUAAUAUUGAAGAUAUAAAAUUGUGUUAUUGUAAAGUUAUAAACUUGAACUAUGUGGAUACUGGGCCAUUUAUUGUAUACAAGCUAUGGCAGAAUCCCAUCCUACCACGUGACUGGAUAUAUUUGCCUAUAUUAUCUUUAUAUAGUAAGAGUCAAGAAACUCCAAGUCCAGCAAUAGUUGGAAAACAUUCUACAAAAAUAAAAGAAAUAGCAACAGAUAAAGAAAAUACAAUUCGCUGCAGCCUAGAAUGGAUUUUAUUCAAUGAAAUAUGUUUUCCAGACCUCUUGAACGAUAUUGAUAUUACAGACAGAUUUUGUCGCAUAAUGUGUGUGUUUUUAUGUGAUAAUUCAUUAUUUCUAGACAAUAAGAUUAAAAUGCUUUUGUCAAAAUGUACACAGUUAUUGUUUAAAAAAGGAAUUAAGUUUGAUUUUGAUAAGGAGUUAGUUGGAUUGUAUAAUUUUCAAGAUUUUUAUACACAGUUUUUAGAGCAGUUUCAAUCAGUUAGUUAUGGAGACCAUAUAUUUGCUGCCUGUCUGUUAGUUCCUUUGGCUCAAAGACACAAUGUGAAAUGGAGAAAACUGGUUUGGUCAGAGUAUGCAGGAUGCUUAAGAGUCCUUGAUUGUCCAGAAGAUUUAUUAUGUUAUGGUAUAGAAGCUUAUCUUUAUCCUGAAGAAACUGACGAAUCUGUUUUAAAAUCAUAUCAUAGGGCUUUGACAUCUAAUUUACUCCGACCCGAAACAUUGGCUUAUAAAAUUGCACAUCAUCAUGUAGAAAGUUAUAAGAAACAAAAAUCUAUGUCUAAUAACUUAUAA